Messenger RNA from Hansenula anomala, 1692 nucleotides. It is a transcript of the gene UTP8, whose product is annotated as Utp8p. The transcript has a single exon. The record is from RefSeq and is a predicted model, not a curated record. NCBI's taxonomy places the organism in Eukaryota, Fungi, Ascomycota, Saccharomycetes, Phaffomycetales, Wickerhamomycetaceae. The coding region runs from base 1 to 1692 and encodes 563 amino acids.
AUGUCAUUAUCUGAGCCAUAUACUCUUGCUAAACUACCUAGAGUCUCAGGGACUUCUGAAAGAUGCGAAGUCUCUAGAAACAGUGACUCAGAAGCUCUUCAUGUUGGUAUUUCUGGUGCAUCUAUAUCCAAUUAUGUUUUAAAACCAAGUCCCAAAUUGAUUUGGUCUCAUUCUAUUCCACCAAGCUCCAUCAUAACCAGCUUAGAGAACGAUGAUGAUCAAUAUUAUGUUGGUGUUUACAACAAAACUAAGAAGACACAUUCAUUACAAGUCAUUAAAAAAUUGGCAAAUGAUUCAGAACUAGUCAAAGAAGUUGAAAUACAAUCCAAAAUCAUAAAUAUCAAAAGUUUCACAAACUCUACAAUUAUUAUUACUGAAGAUUCUGUUAUUAGUUUUGAUCCUGCGUUCGAAGUGUCAUGGGAAAGCAAGAAUUUGUACAAGGCUAUAUAUUCAGAAUUCAUAGAGAAGGAUGUCAUAUUAGUUGUUGAACAUCAAGCAAAAAAAAAUAAUCUAAACUAUAGAUUACUCUCUGUUACAGGGUCUGAAGUCAACUCCAAAAUAUAUGAAAACAAAGCCAAAUCAACAGAUUUGAAAUUUACUUAUAGUGAAGGUGUUUUAUUCCAAUAUGUUAACAACUCAAUAGUGUUGUAUCAAUUACCACAUUUUCAAGAAACUAAAACCCUCACACUUGAUCAACUAUCAAUCAAAGCACCAUCUUCAUCAAAAUUUUCAUUCGAAUCUCCAGCACCUGACAGAUUAUUACUAAUAAUUGACCAAGAUUUUUAUUUAAUUAAUACAAAUUUCAACAUUGUUUUAUCAACAACAUCAUCAACAAAAUCAAAAGCUGAAAUUUUAUCAACUACAAAGGCAGCAAGCAAAAACUCGAGAGCUUCAUUGUUUGGUAUUGUUUUGAGAGAUGGUGAUAUUGCCGGUGUUCCAAUCACUUUAGAUUCAAAUACUUUAAAAGAUUCAUUAGGUAAAAGACCAAGUCCAAAUGAUGAAACUUUCAAAGUUGUCCCAUCAAUUUUUGAUAUCAAAGAUGAAGUUGUUGAUAUUGAUUCAAUCAUUAAUAGAAAAGAUUUUGAUUCUGCAUUAUUAACAUUUUUGGAAGCUGAAAAUGAUUAUUAUACUGAAAAGGAUAAAGUUGUUGAUUCGAAAUUCAUCAAAAGUAUUGUUUCACACAUUUUCAAACAAAAUGAAUUACCAGAGAGGGCUAUGACUUACUUGUUGACACAUCCUUUGUUCCCAACUAUUGAUGGGUUAUUAUCGUUGUUGAGAUCAAAACCAAGAUUAUUGAGACAAGCUAUUGUUACUGCUAAUGUUUCUAUUAAAGAAUUGAAUCAAGAAUUAAAUACAACUGAAAAUGAUGAAAUUUUCAAAGAUAUCAUUACAAGAUUAUUGGAAUUUCCAAAGGACAAAUUGAAUUUUAAAGAUCUUGAUAGUUUCAAGAUUGUUGAACGUAUUAUAAGUUUAGAUUAUGGUUAUGAAUUGAUUUCCUUAUUGAUUGAUGCUAGUGGGUUAUUCACAUGGAGUGAUGACUUGAUUAUCAAAUUGCAAGAAGUUCUAAGCAAAAAAAUUGAAGCCUUGGAUAGCGGUUCUAAUGCCUUAGCUGUCAUUGAGCAAAUAGAAUUGAAACACUUAAAGACUGUCAAGAAGGUUCCAGUUUAUUCCAUCGAGAAGUUAACAAUUUAG